Molecule: messenger RNA, 562 nt
Organism: Hemisphaericaspora subhashii
Lineage: Eukaryota; Fungi; Ascomycota; Pichiomycetes; Serinales; Debaryomycetaceae
Exons: 1
Source: RefSeq, a predicted model, not a curated record
AAUUCCACCACUAUCUGCUCCAAGAGAAGACUUCAUCACAGAAAGUGAAACCUCGGACACCGAGGUUUUGGAACAGAAGUCGGAAAUUCCAGUGUCAUGGGAAAGUUCCGAAUCCACCCUGGAAUCUUUUAUUAAUGAUUCUACAGUGCAAUUAUUGACAAGCUUUGGAGAAUCAAUUACAGAGGACUUGGAUACACUGUCUCAAAGCGCCCAAGCAAGUAAAGUAUCUGAGAGCCCUCCUUCCCAAACCAUUCAAAUAUCAACUGUUUUGGAAUCUAGGAAUGAUUCAACAGGUAAUUCAACCAGUGAUGAUGCUACUAAUGCUUCCCAAUCCGUUCAACCACCAUCUGUUUUAGAAUCUAGCACUAACUCAACAGGUAAUGCAUCUGGAGAUGAUACUACUGAUGCGGAAACGAGUGCUAUUGAAUCACCACGGUUUUCAACGUCUACUUCUUUAACAACCCUGCCCGCCCCUAGUGUUGCUGGGGGGAAUAGGCUCGAUAACGGGUCCAGUUUUGAUGGAUUAUUGUAUAUGAUUUUUCUUUUGGUUGUUCUAUAUUGA